Mizuhopecten yessoensis (Yesso scallop) is the source of this 5118-nucleotide messenger RNA. Its product is annotated as coiled-coil domain-containing protein 171-like. Lineage: Eukaryota; Metazoa; Mollusca; Bivalvia; Pectinida; Pectinidae. Bases 129 to 4154 code for a protein of 1341 amino acids. The record is from RefSeq and is a predicted model, not a curated record. The transcript is spliced from 30 exons.
UCCGGUUGUUGUAAACAUCAUGGCGGUGCAAACAAAAAUAUGUCAGCGGGAAAUGUAAUUUACUUCGAUUGCUGCUUUAAAGGAGUAUCGAUAGUUCGAAAAAGGCAUUAAUUGCAAGAUAGACUGUUAUGAUGGAGACUGAGAAGGGCCAGUCCCAAGAAAUUAACCAUGGGGAAGCAUUGCCAACAACACCUACAAAAGGUGAUGACAAUUACUUUGGUGGUGAUGGACAGAACUGGAAAAUCUUUACGACUCCUAUGCAGGAAGAGAAAUACCGCAUAGAGAAUAAUCAGUUACGGUCCCAAAUCAAACAGCUUCAACUGGAUGUCCACGCUGAGCAGGAAACAGUAGGACAGGUGAGACGCCGUUUAAAUGCUGUAGAGAAAGAACGCUUACAUGCUGCCAGCAAAAACAAUGCUGAGAUUGCUGACUUGGAAAGCCAACUGGCUAAGUUUCGCGCCCAGGUUGAAAAAGGCGAAGCUACAAGACAGAACUUAGAAUUUGAGUUGACAAAGACACGUCGUGAUGUUACACAACAAAAACAUUCAACACUUGAAAAAGAAUCCACCUACAAGGAGUCAAGAGAACACUUAGGAAAGAAGAUUAGUGACCUUGAAGAGAUGCUGAGAAAGACAGAAUGUGAAAGGAACAAGCUUAGGGAAGAAGUCGAAGCUACAGCGAACAAACUCCACCGACAGAAGGAGGAGAAGGACCAUGAAAUAGCCAAGAGUCACACAGAGCAGGAAAUACUGAGGGCAGAGAGAGACAAACUUGAUGCUAUUGUGCUUCAGCAAGAUGGUACUCUGUCUGAUUUUCAAGAGAAGAACCAAGAACUGGAGAACGAGCAAAGAAAUCAGUUGGAAAAUUUAAGGAGAACACUCACAGAAAUGGAAUAUGCUAAGGAAAGAGAGGAUCGCCUAAAGAAAGAUCUAGAGACAGCUCUCCAGCGCCUACGAACGAUUGAGGAGAGUAUAGAGGCAGAGAGAGCUGCACACCUGGAAUCAAAGUUUAACUCUGAGAUUGUACAGUUGAGGGUGCGAGAUUUGGAAGGAGCUAUGGAGGUGGAGAAGUCGGCCAGCAAUGAGGCUAACAAAGCUAUAGACCGCCUCACGAAACAGAUCCGAGAGCUGGAGCAUAGCUACGAAGAGGAGCGCAAGAACGGCAAAGAUCUCUCCAACAAACUGGACAAGGUGGAGCGGGAGUAUAGCUCGGUCAAGAAGCAGCUGACUGCUCAAGUGGAGGGCAAGAAGACUGUGAUAGGCGAUCUCUCCAAGCAGCUGGAGCAGCACCAGAAAAACUUCACAGAGCUCAAGGAUGAGCUGACCAAGGCCAAGAAACGCCAGAUAUACCUGGAGGAGACAUAUGGAGGAAACAUGAGGGAAUUAGAACUACUUCUCCAUAACUUCUCUGUAGAACCCAGCAAAGGCAAAUCAAAGAAAGAUUCCUCAAAACAGCCCAAUCCUUCUGCGGUACUGGAGUCCUUAAGACAAACGCUGGCAGAAUACAAAAAGCGACUGGACACCACGUCAGGGGAGCUUGGACGGAUGAAGAAGCAAACAGACAGCCUGAACAGGGAAGUUGACCAGCUCAAGGAGAUGAUUUGGGCCAAGGACAAAUCUUUAGAGGAUGCCCAGAAGAACUACACUCGGACAGCCAAAGAGUUGAAUCGUGUGCGAUCUGAGUAUGGAGCCCUGGAGAGUCACAUGGCCAGACUGAAGAUGGACUUACAGAGUAAAAGUUCAAACCAAACCAAGGACAGGAAACGCGUCCAUGAACUCUCUGAGGAGAUUAUGAAGCUAGUUAAACGACAUAAAGCUGAAGACGAGGAAAAAUUGGCCUUUCUGCACGGCAUGCAUCAUCGUUUGUUAGCUGGGCGUAUCCCCACAAAAGAGCCAAGCUAUACACAGUUUUCCUGGGCUGACCUGACCAGCCUUGUGUAUGAACAAGUGUCCAGUUUGGUAACCAUUGUCCAGAGGUCAGAGGAAAAGACAACUCAUUUAGAGGAAGCAUUGAAAUCUAAGGAGGAACUGGUCGAAGACAUGCAACGUUCUCAUGAGGACCAGCUCAACAAACUCACAUCACUUACAAAAGAACGUGAGCAGUCCUGGCACAAACAGAAGGAGGAGAUCGAGGCACACUACGCACAGCUUUUAACGGAGCUACAGUCUCGCUCAAAGAAGAGCCAAGCAAUGGCAGAUCAGGCUUGGGACAAGAUUCGCAUGACAGGAACAGUGAAACAGGGACUGGAGACGGAGUGUUCCGACCUCCGGGCUCAGGUCAUAGAGACACAGACACAGAAUGCAUCACUUUUAGGUGCGUGUAGUCUACUCGCAGGAGCACUGUUCCCGAUGUGUUCGCGAGCUACACGACUUGCUUCACAGCGCCACCUACUGGAAGAACAGUUGUGUAUGUGGGAUAUGUUUCGUGAACGAGUUGAACUGCUCGUUGACACAUUAGCAUCUGAAAUGCAAGAUGAGAAAGACAUGAAGAGUAAAACUCAAAUCCAAAGGAAAAGACAUCCGUUGUUGGUGUUCCGUACAGCUGCCAUAGCCGUUCUAGCGGCUAACAGAUUACGUUAUCUGGGACGCUCGUGUACUAAAAUGUUUGUGACGUAUGAUACCUCUGUGUUCUACCAUACUGGCAUAGCUGUGUGUACUGGAGGAGGGCGGCCAGCUGUCACAUCUUUCAGAGAUGGCGUGGAUGAUGACCUGGAGACAGAUGAGCGUCAGUCUCGCCUUGAUAUUGUUAAAUGGGUUUCCAGUCCCGAUCUCCUCCACUCGGUUGUCUCGUCCAUGUCAGAACUGCUUGAGGUCGUAGGUCACAUCAAGAACAAAGAUGGAGCGACUGAAUCACGGGCACUAGUUAAUGCAGCAAGGAACACAUUCACAAAACUGAUUGACAAACUGGGCCGUCAUUUUGAGGGCGUGACAGGAAACCCCAACACAACAUACCGUGAACGCAAUUCUUUGAUGCGAAUGGUUGGCAGAGGUCUGUCCAAGACAUGUGCUGGAAAACCCUUGGAACAGAGGCAGCACAUAGCACCACUACAGGACAUUUUGGGAGCUCUGCAGAGUCAGAUCCUAAACUUUACACAACGCCUUCAUGCAGUGGAGAUAGAGCGCCGUGGACUUUUGGUCGAGGUGGAAAGGCUCAAGGAAGAGGUCACAGAGGCUGGCCGUGACGAAGCACUCAAAAACCAGAUCUCAGAGGAUCCUCAAUUUGUAUCGAUGGAUAAGUUCGAGAGUGUCUGUCUUGAGCUAAACAAUGCCUUACGACGGGAACAACAGGCCCAGCAGCUGUUGUUGGAGCAGGGGAGACAACUGGAAGAACUGACCCUUCGUCUUGACCUGUAUACUACGGAGGGCAUGGAGAAGGAGCAGAUUCUUACCAGUGCUGUACAGGGACUUGCUGAGCACAAGUCUGAGAUGAAGAAGAAAGAGCAAACCCUUCGACAGCUGAAUAGACAAGUGAUCACCAUUGAAGGGGAGAAGAAAUCUCUCAACACUAAUGUCAUUGAUGCUGAACGGGCAUUGAGAACUGUGGCAAGGGACAAGGAGAUUUUAACGAUGUACAUACGCUCAGUGGAAGGUGCCCUAGAUCAGGUUAGACAAGAGUUAUCCCUCUCUAGAGGACUCCAGGGUCGAGAUGUUUCUCUCUCCAAAAUGUUGUUGAAUGCUGACUUUAUUCCAACAGACGUGGGGAAGGCAGGUCCGGAACUGAUCGCUUGUCAGAAUCUGGUUGGUGCAUUCGUUGAUGCUCAGCAGCAAGCAUACGCCAAAAUAAAAGCUCUUGAAGAGGAUGUUGAAUCCCACAAACACCAUGUGACAACGCUCAAACGAGAACUGAGUGAUGCUGUACGAAGGGAGUAUGAUGAUGAGGGUGAGGUUCCCACACGAGACAAUGGGAAGGUGCAACAGAGCGUCAGUAUGGGCGAUACGACACACGGAGACACCUUCAUGCCUAUUAAGGAGGAUUCUGAAAUCUCCUUCUCUUUCGCUAAGCCAUCUACCCCCAAAUCCACACCAAAAGCUAAAUCCAGGUUGAUCACCGAGACCCCUACCAAGGGAGACCGAUCUCCCAAAUACCAGACACCAUCUCGCAGUACACGGUCACACAACAUGCGUCCUAAAGCCUUCGAGCCUCACGGAAGAUGAUACCUGUUCUGUAUUUGAUGUAGCUCUCAGGAACACAGGGAUAUCCAAUAGAUAGACAUUAAACAGUAUAUAGACAUACAUAUCAUUAUAAUAUACACUCCAUAUGUUAAUCGGUGACGUUAUAUCAUAUAUACAAUAACUAUCCACAAAAACAUUAUUCAUUGAACACUAAGAAAUCAGUUCUAUGUAACACCUUUUAAUCAAAUGUAGAUGUUUUGUUGUUAGCCUAAUUGUCUGAAUAUGAAAAUUAGGUAGAGCCUUGUGCUCAAUCAACAUCUUAAAACGGAAAGUGAUCAUGAUUUGUAUAUUCGAGGCAAAACCUAUAAACCAAGAGUCAUAGCAUUUUAGCAAAGAUAUUAUUAAUCUGUAGACUAUAGAAUUAGGGUGUAAAAUAUCAAACAGCAAAAUCACAAAUACACCCAAUAGUGUAGUUACUUUGUAUUGUAAUAGAUGUCAUUGUGACCUGUACUGAUAAUCAAAAUUAUUUAUCAAACUUUUUGAAUUAUUCAGGUGAAUGUCCAGAUCUUAGUAUUUCCUACAUUUACAGGCUGACAGUUGCUACAAUUAUUACUUCAACUGAAAAAUUGCAUAUUUUUGUUGUUGUAAGUUUUGUUUUAGUAUUUUAGUUCGGUACAAUAUUGAUUAACAAUCAUGAUAAACAGGAGAGAUAUAAAAUCACAGUACUAACGACAAAUGAUCUACAGUAUUUAUACUAAUGUUAAUGAAAUAUGUAUAUCGGGAAAGUUAGACUUACACUUAGGUUGUUAAUUCGGAAGCUAUUUACUAAGGAUUUAUUCACACAAAGCUAUUCACAUAGGGAUAGUAUACUUGUGUAUGUACAUACAGCUAUUCACAUAAGGAAACUUGUAUAUUAACAGAAAACUAUUCACAUAUAUUUGAAAAUAUUCAAUUACGGCUUCAAUACUUUGACUUUAUACAUAUUUUAUUAACCAAAAUUGGAAAA